Messenger RNA from Perca fluviatilis (European perch), 928 nucleotides. Its product is annotated as leucine-rich repeat-containing protein 47-like. Gene Ontology annotation, biological process: phenylalanyl-tRNA aminoacylation. The record is from RefSeq and is a predicted model, not a curated record. Bases 310 to 717 code for a protein of 135 amino acids. NCBI's taxonomy places the organism in Eukaryota, Metazoa, Chordata, Actinopteri, Perciformes, Percidae. The transcript has 6 exons. Gene Ontology annotation, molecular function: phenylalanine-tRNA ligase activity.
AAUCUGCGCAUGUGCAGUACGACGAGGCCAGGUUUCCCUGCUGAUUUCUACUCCGAGAGACCUAGAUCUCCUCAGCAAACUGGUCUCCUCUGACAACUCCAGUGAACAGCUGAGUGGAGAUGUUCACAAGCUAGCUGUUCUAAAGGUGUGUACCUGGUGUGCUGCGUGGUCAGGGGCAUGAACCUGAAGUCUGGGAACGCACUCAAACGGUUCCUGGUGGCUCAGACAUAGCUUCAUGACGACUUGUGUGGUAAAAGGACCAUCGCAACCAUUGCAACUCAUGAUGUGCAGCUUCUCAAAGCUCCUCUGAUGUAUGAUGUCAAACCACCUACCCAGCUGAAGGUUGUGUCGCUGGGUCGGAAGGAGAUGACAGCCGUCGAGCUGAUAAGACACCUUCAGCUGGAGGCGGAGGAGCUGAGGAAGCAGAAGAAGACGCAGAAUGUCACUGGCCUCCACAAAUACCUGCAGCUUCUGCAGGGAAAAGAAAUGUAUCCCUGCCUAGUGGAUGCAGAGGGACAUGUGAUCUCAUUCCCACCUAUUACCAACAGUGAGAAAACCAAGAUCAAGAAGUCUACCAAAGAGUUGUUCUUGGAGGUGACGAGUGUCAUUUCAGAUCUCCACAAUGUCAUUCUUACUAGUACAAAUGACGUCACGUUUCCCAUUCAUGUGUACGGGGCUUUCAAUUUCAAACCCACAACGUCAUUCUUCCAAUUGUAGGAUUAUUUUGUUAAGAGUAUAGUAUAAGGCCUCAGAUUUCAGACCAGCAGGACCCAAGUUGCCAAAACCAACAGGCUCCACAAUGGCCCCAACCCUAAUGAGGCUGCCCAAUAAACCCUGCAGCCCCACAAAUUGGUCUUGGAGGUCCAAAGUUCCAUCCAUCCAUCCAUCUUCUUCCGCUUAUCCGGUGUCGGGUCGCGGGGGGAGCAGC